AUGGCAUCUCAAUCUCAAUCCCUCUCGAACCUCACACCAGGAAACACACUUGUUCUCGACGUACCAAAGAAAGAAUCUCCUGCAGAUCAGACCCCCACCCUCAACUCACCUUUACUGAGGAGCGAGGAUUCCGACGUCAAUGUUUUAACCCAGGACCGGAUCAUGCCCUUUAUCGAACCAGGUGCUCCAUCGGCAAGGGAGUCAAAUCGACAUUCCACAGCAGUGCAAGAUAAUGCAUUACGCCCAGUAUCGAGCUUCAGAGGGGAAAGUAUAGUAGGAAGCGAGCCUUUGGGCAGUUUUGGGCGGUCUUUGCCAUCGCUAAGGGGCCUUGGACUUCUUGCGAGGGGUGAUGGAGAUCGCCCAUCGGCUGUUGGCUUACAUGCUGCCCGAAACACUAGAGGCAUCGAGAGUGGGAAUGCCAGGUUGAACGAGAAUAUGGGAGAAGAUGUAAAGGAAGAGGUGAGGAAGAAUACGUUGACGAAGCAAAAACGCACGGCUAGAUUCCGCGAGCGGCGUGAGAUGUCGGGAUCUGGCGCAAACACCAUGUUUCCAGUGUCAGGAGGAGACGAUGGGAAUACGAGCAUAAAUGCUUCGAGAUCGAGAGGUCCAUUCAAUGGGUCCAAUUCAAUGCUUGGCAGAACAGUCAUUUCGAGAUCCCUGGAGGAGACCCAACGACAAAGAUUGAGUGCGCGGAGAGAUUCCAGGCGGUCAUCGCGCCGGGAUAGGAUACGGCCAUCGGGCACUGCAUCCACCCCGAUUACUAUCAAUGAGGCUGAGAAGAGCCGGCCUAUAUUAGUGGGUUCAUCUGAGUCGCCAGUAGUUUUAUCUUCUGAUGACAAUGAGGACGCGGUGUUGCCUCCAUCUCAAUCAACGCCAAUGACUUCGAGGACAGGCACGAAAGGGCCAGAGCCAAGCCGUAGGACGUUUUCUCGGCAGAAAAGGCUGAAAAUUCUUGAGAAUAGAGAAGAAGCAGAGAGAUCAUCCCGACAAGCCAACUCAAGUCGUCCUCACAUUACAAGGGAGACGGCUCAGAGUUUGGGGUUCUCGCAACCUCUAUCUAGAUCAUACUUCCAUCGAAGCGGUCAAAACGCUCUACAUGAGUGUUCAGCGUGUCUAUCAAGCAUACCGAGAGAGCCACUUCUUCCAACUAUACGUAGCCUACAAGCGAGAGUCAAUAGAAGGAUAAUAAGAAUGCAACAGAGUGCUACUGGAUACUGCGAGACCAGGAACCCCAACCAGCGGCCGCCGCCUACCGGUGAAAUAACAGGGGAUAUACCCCACAGGUUUGACUAUAGAAACACGGCAAGCACAUAUGCUAGCAGGGCUUUCCCAUAUUUUGAGGAAGGAGAGACGACCAAUGACGACUCUCCAUCGCCAAUCUGUCAGCCUGAAAGCCAAAGAGCACAAUGUGAAAACCCUCGUUAUGAACGCCCAAAGCUGAGCUCAGUAUCUGAAAGCGAUACGGAUGGUGAAGUGUACAAUGAUCGAAAACCAGGGGGCGAUGCGCCACCUAGGAAGCGCAGACGUCUGAACCUUGACAGAGAAGCGAAAUCUAUCUUACAGAGUCAACUCGAUCGAUCGAUCCCUCCAGUAGGAAGUAUGGGACAGCCCGGAGGGUUAAUAACUCUCAGGGAAAUGUAUGAGAAGUUUAUGAAAAGUGAAGCUGGAGGAACUUUCGAUGACCAGCAAACAGUAGAAAAAGAUCCUUCAGACGUGAAUACUGAGGGCAAUAGCUGGUUGAAGACUGACUCCACUAACAUCGAUCGUGCUCAUGCCCUGGAAGGUACCGACCCAGUAUAUGAGCAACACAAUGGAGCAUUUUCUGACCACGGAAAUGACGGUUCGUCACGUUACUUCACACCAGACACACAGCGCCGUCUUGAUGCAGAGGGAUCCAGCGACUCUUAG
Molecule: messenger RNA, 1908 nt
Organism: Cadophora gregata
Lineage: Eukaryota; Fungi; Ascomycota; Leotiomycetes; Helotiales; Ploettnerulaceae
Exons: 1
Coding region: 1-1908 (635 amino acids)
Source: RefSeq, a predicted model, not a curated record